AUGAAUAAAAUAUACUGCAUACUGUUUUUAAGUGCCCAGUGCCUUGUGCACAUGGGUAAGUGCGAGCCAAACCAGAAGCCGAGCAGGCUGACCCGCAGCGCUAAAAACGUUUUGUUGGAACAGAAGCCUAUGGUUGAGAGAAGUACACGAAUGAGUAACCCAUGGAAAGCAUUCAUGGAAAAGUACGAUAUCGAAAAAACACACAGUUCUGGUAUUCGAGUAGAUUUAGGGGAAGAUGCAGAAGUGGGAAAUUCCAGCUAUAGAAUACCAGCAGGAAAAUGUCCUGUUUUUGGAAAGGGUAUCGUUAUACAGAAUUCUAAGGUUAGUUUCUUAACACCUGUAGCUACAGGCAAUCAAAAGUUGAAGGAUGGAGGUUUCGCCUUUCCACAGGCAAAUGAUCAUAUUUCCCCUAUAUCCAUAGAAAACCUUAGAGAAAGGUAUAAAGAGAAUCCAGAUUUGAUGAAGCUAAACGAUUUAGCUUUGUGUAAAACUCAUGCAGCCAGCUUUGUAAUGGAAAUGGAUAAAAAUUCGUCCUAUAGACACCCAGCUGUAUAUGAUGAAGAUAAAAAAAUAUGUUACAUGUUGUAUUUAUCAGCGCAAGAAAAUAUGGGUCCAAGAUACUGUAGUAAAGAUGCAGAAAAUAAAGAUGCUAUGUUUUGCUUCAAGCCAGAUAAAAAUACAACAUUUGACCAUCUUGCCUAUUUAAGCAAAAAUGUGGUUAAUGAUUGGCAAAACAAAUGCCCCCGUAAAAAUUUAGGAAAUUCUAAAUUUGGAUUAUGGGUGGAUGGAAACUGUGAAGAAAUCCCAUACGUUCAAGACGUGCCGGCAAAGGAUCUACGCGAAUGUAACAGAAUCGUUUUCGAAGCUAGCGCUUCAGAUCAACCAACUCAGUACGAAGAAGAACUAACCGAUUAUCAAAAAAUACAAGAAGGCUUUAGACAAAACGAUCAGGGUAUGAUUAAAAGUGCUUUUCUUCCAGUAGGUGCAUUCAACUCGGACAAUUUUAAGAGUAAAGGAAGAGGAUAUAACUGGGCAAAUUUCGAUACUGAAAAUCAGGUUUGUUACCUUUUUAAUGCCAAACCCACUUGCCUCAUUAAUGACAAAAACUUUAUCGCAACAACAGCGUUAUCUCAUCCCCAAGAAGUAGACUAUGAGUUUCCAUGCAGCAUAUACAAAGAUGAAAUGGAAAGGGAAAUGAGGAAAGAAUCGAGGAACAUGAGUCUGUACAAUGUUGAUAAGGCACGGAUUGUUCUGCCAAGGAUAUUUAUCUCCAACGAUAAGGACAGUCUCAAAUGUCCAUGCGCACCAGAACACAUUACCAACAGUACCUGCAACUUUUACGUUUGUAACUGUGUAGAGAAAAGGGCAGAAAUUAAAGAAAAUAACGAAGUGGCCAUAAAGGAAGAAUUUAAGGAAGAUUACCAAUACGCGGAAGGUGAAUCCAAAAAUCAGAUGCUCCUAAUUAUUAUCGGAAUAACUGGAGGUGUGUGUGUGGUCGCACUGGCUUCCAUGUUUUACUUCAGGAAGAAAGCUCACAAUGAUAAGUAUGACAAGAUGGAGCAGGCAGACGGGUACGGGAAACCCACCACCAGGAAAGACGAGAUGCUCGACCCCGAGGCGUCCUUCUGGGGUGAAGAAAAGCGGGCCUCCCACACCACCCCUGUGCUGAUGGAGAAGCCUUACUACUGA
Messenger RNA from Plasmodium fragile, 1689 nucleotides. RefSeq names its product apical membrane antigen 1. The record is from RefSeq and is a predicted model, not a curated record. The transcript has a single exon. Gene Ontology annotation, cellular component: membrane. NCBI's taxonomy places the organism in Eukaryota, Apicomplexa, Aconoidasida, Haemosporida, Plasmodiidae. The coding region runs from base 1 to 1689 and encodes 562 amino acids.